This is a messenger RNA of Myxocyprinus asiaticus (Chinese sucker), 1600 nucleotides long. Its product is annotated as zona pellucida sperm-binding protein 4-like. Gene Ontology annotation, cellular component: egg coat. The coding region runs from base 247 to 1575 and encodes 442 amino acids. The transcript is spliced from 8 exons. The record is from RefSeq and is a predicted model, not a curated record. Lineage: Eukaryota; Metazoa; Chordata; Actinopteri; Cypriniformes; Catostomidae. Gene Ontology annotation, molecular function: acrosin binding; structural constituent of egg coat. Gene Ontology annotation, biological process: prevention of polyspermy; binding of sperm to zona pellucida.
AAUCAUUUUCCGAAGCAAUUGGUUCAAUUGACUCAGAGGUUCGGAAAGCUUCGUUUCUGCCAUCACUAGUAAAGGUCAGUUAACUCUUAAGAACUAAUAAGAAUCACCUUGUAAGUUCCCACUUGUGCAAGUCUGGAGUACCAUGAUUGUUAAUGAACAGGGAGGGGCCAUCGGUAAAAAGCUACAGUCUAUAGAGCAUAAAAGGUCAAAGGGAUCCACUUUAAUGGUGUGAUCAGUGGUGCAGUAAUGGCAGAAAGUAUGGGUAGAUUGUAUCUUCUGGCACUUUGUGGGUGGUUUUGUGCUAUCUGUCAUACUGUUCCACAGUGGAGUAUUCGGUCCAAGGGGCCACCAGCUGCAGUUUUCCAUCAAAGUUCACAACAAGGGGGGAUUCUAGCAAAGAAUCCACAAGCUCUUGUGUUCCAGCCAAGUGAUCAGCGGCUAGCUCAACAGGCUCUGCAACGGCAGACUCAAAAGUUUCCACCCAAGCAGCCUGUGUCACAGGCAGAGCCUCUUGACAAGUGUACUGUAGCUGAUUAUGAGCAGAUCCAAUGUGGACAACCUGGUAUCAGUGCUGUGGGGUGUGAAGCUAUAAAUUGCUGUUUUAAUGGACAGCAGUGCUAUUAUGGGAAAGCAGUGACUGUCCAGUGUAUUAGAGAUGGCCAGUUUGUGGUUGUGGUGGCCAGAGAUGUUACACUUCCGCAGCUAAGCCUGGAUACGGUCCGUCUGUUGGGUGGAAGUGACCCACCAUGUGCUCCAGUUGGGUCCACCUCUUCCUUUGUCAUCUAUCAAUUCCCUGUCACUGCUUGUGGCACAAGCAUGAUGGAGGACAGUGGAUAUGUAGUGUAUGAGAACAGAAUGACAUCAUCCUAUGAAGUGGGGAUUGGACCACUUGGAUCCAUCACAAGGGACAGUCAUUUUGAGCUUCUCUUCCAGUGUAGGUAUUCUGGCACUGCUGUUCAAGCUCUAGUUGUGGAGGUUAACACCGUUCCUCCACCUCCACCUGUAGCUGCUCCUGGACCACUCCGAGUGGUGCUUAGGCUGGCCAAUGGACAAUGUGUCACUAAAGGAUGUGCUGAAGAGGCUGCAGCGUACACGUCCUACUACAGUGAUGCUGAUUACCCAGUCACAAAAGUCCUGCGAGAACCUGUGUAUGUUGAGGUGCACAUUUUGGAGAGGACUGACCCAAAUAUUGUCCUGACGCUGGGACGCUGCUGGGCGACAUCAACCCCUGAUCCCUUUGGCCUACCUCAGUGGGACCUUCUAGUUAAUGGAUGCCCUUACCAGGAUGACCGUUACCUGACUACACUGGUUCCUGUGGAUGUCUCCUCUGGUCUUCAGUUCCCAACACACUACAAGCGCUUUAUUGUAAAGAUGUUCACAUUUGUGGAUCCUGCAUCACUAGCUCCUCUACAGGAAACCGUCUUCAUCCACUGUAGUACAGCAGUGUGCUAUCCCUCUUCCACUAGCUUCUGUGAGCAGAGCUGCAGCAGGCAAAGAAGGGAUGCCCAUUUCAAGAUGACUUCUAAUGGGGAAACCGUGGCUUCUAGUGGAGAAGUUACCCUGGUCAUGCCAUAACAUUGGCUAUUACAAUAAACUGAAC